Alternaria arborescens is the source of this 1731-nucleotide messenger RNA. RefSeq lists its product as hypothetical. The transcript has a single exon. The record is from RefSeq and is a predicted model, not a curated record. Gene Ontology annotation, molecular function: protein binding. NCBI's taxonomy places the organism in Eukaryota, Fungi, Ascomycota, Dothideomycetes, Pleosporales, Pleosporaceae. The coding region runs from base 1 to 1731 and encodes 576 amino acids.
AUGGCAUCCUUCUCCCUUCUGCCCGCCGAGCUUGUGGAAUACAUUGUAUCCUACCUUCCCCAGCACGACAUCUACGCUGUAUGCCAAAUAAACAAGGGUCUUUUGAAACUCGCCAUUCCUUUUCUGUACCGUCAUGUUGACCUCUUCAUUCCGCCGAACAACAAAUUACCCCGGAUUGAUCGCUUCUGCCUAGCCAUCAUAGACUCCACCCGCAAAGCCAACAACAUCAAGUCGAUACGCCUCGGCCUGUCGCCUAACGGAGAUGUUUCAGUAGGCCAGCGCUGGUUACCACCAGACAAGAACUUUGACGACCAAGUCAUGUUCUGGAAAGCCAUGACCGUGUUGGGUGAUGAGACGUUGGUAGCUACAGGCGACUACCUAAGAGAUGCAAUUAGUAUGCGCGAGUAUUCCGCCUACGCAGCCUUGAUCCUGCUUGUCCUGCCCAAUCUAUGUCAACUGGAUGUAGCAGAUUACAAGUCCGUAACCUUCCACCACCUGCACACUAUCCUGCGUAACCUCGAUCCGGAGACUGCGUGGAACAAGCGAUACCCUUCGCGCAUUCUGCUGAGCCGAUUGUCGAAUAUCAAAAAACUUUCUCUCAUGUUCGACAAUAGAACUGGAGUUGCGUACCAGGGCGAUAACAGCCGCAUGACUCUUGACCACUUCCUCAACAUUCCCAGUAUCGAGACGUUGGAACUUUCCCAUCUCAUGUGGCCCGCUGGUUUACAACACAUCAACACAGCACACCCGCACCUUGCGAACCCCAUACUAGAUCGCUUGAAAGCCACCAACAUCACCACACUCGUCUUCCGACAUUCCGGGGCCUUCACACCGGCUCUACCUUCUUUAUUACAAUGCAUGCCCAAACUACGCUCUUUUACCUACGAAUUCUUCUUCCCUGGCCCCUUGCCCCCCUCGCAUCACCACCAGAUGCUCGAUCUAGACGCGUGGAGCGAACACCUCCGCCGUUUUGCGUCGACGCUACAAGUCUUGGUCAUGAGUGCAGAAUACAGCGACACAUCCGCCUACUUCUUCCAGCAACUGCGCAUCAGCGAGAUGCUAUACGGGUACCUUGACCUCACCGCCUUUACCGCACUGCACACGCUCGAAGUGCCUUUUCCCUUUUUAACAGGCGACGUCGACUUUUCCAUCACAAAGGAGAUUUACCCGUUGUUGCCGCCGAAUCUGCAGCAUCUUGUUCUCCGACCUGAUCUCUCGCACGCACAUCUUCCUUUUCCACUGGAUGAGAGUAUUCUACCACACGGUCUCACGUUCGCCGAGAGCAAAGAUAUGGCGCAGUAUAGAAUGAAUGCACGUAUGGACGUAUCGUACAUGUUCCAAGCUGCACUCUCCCUCCUCGACUUGGCUACUACUACUACAACAUCGUUCCGUUCGCUGUCCGUCUGGCAGCCCGCUGACCCCAGUUUAUCCUGGUUUGACGGCCAGAUUCAGGAUUUUGCUACUACGUGUCGAAAUAAAAAUGUUACGGGGAGGCUGUUGGAACCGAUGUUGUUGAGGUGGAAGAACGGGGCGGAGCAUUGGGAUUUGGUUAGGGAGAUUACGCUGUUUGGGAGUGGUAGUGAGGAGGAGGAGAGAUUGUCUGGGACACGGUCUAAUGUGGUAAGAGAGAGGUUUUGGAGAGGUGAGGGAAGGCUGGGACAGGUGUUGGGGUUGGGGUGUCAGUUUCAUGUUGAUGCUUUGUGUAAGGGGAGAGUCAAGGCACGGCGGUGA